CGCGCCAUGAGGCUGCCGUAGCGCCGCGGAGCCGGCGCAGCCCCGCCGAGCCGCCCCCAUGGCGAAGGAGAGGAGCAGGAAGGCGCUGGUGGAGCUGCUCCAGCGGCCGGGGAACGCGGCGUGCGCCGACUGCGCCGCCCCGGACCCGGACUGGGCAUCCCACAGCCUGGGCAUCUUCAUCUGCCUGAGCUGCUCGGGCAUCCACCGCAGCAUCCCGCAGGUCAGCAAGGUGAAGUCCGUGCGCCUGGACGAGUGGGACGAUGCCCAGGUGGAGUUUAUGGCCUCGAAUGGAAACAAUGUAGCAAAAGCAAAAUAUGAAUCUAAAAUGCCACCGUUUUAUUAUAAACCAACGUAUCUUGACUGCCAAUUACUGCGGGAGCAGUGGAUCAGAGCCAAAUAUGAACGAAAAGAGUUCAUCCACAGUGAGAAGCAGGAGCCUUAUUCUGCAGGGUACAGAGAAGGAUUUCUGUGGAAGAGAGGACGCGACAAUGGGCAAUUCUUGAGCCGAAAAUUCGUGUUAUCAGAGAGGGAAGGUGCUCUGAAGUACUUCAACAAAAACGAUGCAAAAGAACCCAAAGCAAUUAUGAAGAUCGAGCACCUAAACGCCACUUUCCAGCCUGCCAAAAUUGGGAACCCACACGGGCUGCAGAUCACUUACUUGAAGGACAAUAGCACAAGGAACAUCUUUGUCUAUCAUGAAGAUGGCAAGGAAAUCGUGGAUUGGUUCAACGCCAUCCGGGCAGCACGCUUCCAUUACUUACAAGUGGCAUUCCCUGGAGCCAGUGACUCUGAUCUGGUGCCAAAGCUUUCUAGAAACUACCUGAAGGAAGGAUACAUGGAGAAAACAGGGCCAAAGCAAACAGAGGGGUUCAAGAAGCGAUGGUUCACCAUGGAUGACCGACGGCUCAUGUAUUUCAAAGAUCCCCUGGAUGCCUUUGCUAGAGGGGAGGUUUUUAUUGGGAGCAAGGAGAACAGCUACAAGGUGCUGGAAGGGCUCCCACCAUCCACGCAGGGGAACCACUGGCAGCACGGGAUCACCAUCGUCACCCCGGAUCGGAAAUUCCUCUUCGCCUGCGAGACAGAGGACGACCAGCUGGAGUGGAUCAACACCUUCCAGAAGGUUAUCAGCCGGCCAAUGCUGCCUCAGGAAUAUGCAGUGGAAGCCCAUUUCAAACAUAAACCUUAGCUGGGACUGGCUGGGCAGACCUGAGGAGUGAGCUUCUGUUUACAACACAACGUGGUUUUAUUUGAAAUGUUAAGAAUAAUUCAUAAUAACAGUAAUAAUAAUAACAAUAAUAAUACUUCCCUUUCCCCUCAUCAUUCACGUGAUCAUGUCGGAAGGGCGGCGGUGGAACGUCGGAGAAGAUCCUGAUCCAACUUGAAUUUCAGCUCUGUGGCUGCUCUGUGGGGUGGGACAGGUGGCCCCACACCCGC
This is a messenger RNA of Melozone crissalis (California towhee), 1434 nucleotides long. It is a transcript of the gene ADAP1, whose product is annotated as ArfGAP with dual PH domains 1. The record is from RefSeq and is a predicted model, not a curated record. The transcript is spliced from 11 exons. Gene Ontology annotation, molecular function: GTPase activator activity; phosphatidylinositol bisphosphate binding. Bases 59 to 1186 code for a protein of 375 amino acids. NCBI's taxonomy places the organism in Eukaryota, Metazoa, Chordata, Aves, Passeriformes, Passerellidae. Gene Ontology annotation, biological process: positive regulation of GTPase activity. Gene Ontology annotation, cellular component: plasma membrane; intracellular membrane-bounded organelle.